AUGCCAAGACGCUUGUCAAGAGAAGAAAAGGGGAAAGGUCCGAUGUCUGAAGAUAAAGAAACUCACAUAAAAAGAAUCAAAGCCCCUAGUGUUGAUAACUCUGCUCUUAUCAAAGAAAACGCGAAGACUCUCAUUGGACGCGUCACCAACCCACAUGAACAAAGAAUUUGGGCUCUCAUUCCAGCCUUACCUCGCAAAUGGCACCUACUGGGAAGAGCCACAGGAUCAGAUCUAGGUAAUGGCUGCUUUCAGUUCAGAUCUGAGAAAGAGGAGGAAUUACAGAGAGUGUUGGAUAACGGUCCCUACCACUUUGCUUACUGGAUGGUCAUCAUUCAAAGGUGGGAACCAGUUAUAUCGACAACAUUCCCUUCACAGAUCUCUUUCUGGAUCCGCAUCAAAGGCCUGCCUCUUCAUUUCUGGCUUGAAGACAUGGUAUGUAAAAUAGGGAAGGAUCUAGGAACGCUCCUAGACCAUGAACUCACCAAGACGACAACAAGAGUUAAAGUGCUAGUUGAUGGGCUAAAACCUCUGAUAAAAGAAGCAAUCAUAGAAUUUGACUCAGGGGAAGAGAGUCUUAUCUACCUGGAAUAUGAAAAGCUAGAGAAUCACUACUCCUCUUUCUACUCCCUCUCACACUUGAAGAAAGAUUGCCCUACAAACUCAAGGGAGACACCACAAGCAGAGCAGCUACAGGAUAAGGAAACGUCAAAACAUAGAGAGGUUUCAUACUCUGAGAUGGAGGAGGAAUGUCACCGUGGUAGACAAGGAGCUCCUGAGCAGCGUAGUAGAAAAGUUACACCCUUACCACCAAGAGAUGGCAGAUCUAUGCCUACUAAAGACCUGAAAGCUGCAGCUUUCCAUGAAAGGAUUGACCGCCAAGGAACAUCUCCCUUGGAGAGGAAAAAUGGUGGAAAGUGUACCUGA
Brassica napus (rape) is the source of this 924-nucleotide messenger RNA. RefSeq lists its product as uncharacterized. The record is from RefSeq and is a predicted model, not a curated record. The transcript has a single exon. NCBI's taxonomy places the organism in Eukaryota, Viridiplantae, Streptophyta, Magnoliopsida, Brassicales, Brassicaceae. The coding region runs from base 1 to 924 and encodes 307 amino acids.